UGAAAAAGAUAUUGGAUAUUGGAAGUGAUACGGCGGGAUUGUUGUUCAAAUUUUCUCGCAUCUACGAGUGUGUUGGCACUUCAUCCGCCUAUGUCGAACUACCGAUUGCUCAAACGUUUGGUCCACGUCGGGAGGGGGAAGCUUAAGAAGUUUGAACAGCAAAGCCCAGAAUGGGAAUUCAGUUUUGCUAUUGGUACCAUUGUCUUUCCACUUGUGUUUGGUGUGUCAUUCGCUCCGUGUCGCAAUAUUGACCCUCCAAGCCUCGAGCACUGUGAAUCUAAUAAAUAUUUGUACAUAGUUUUUUCAAAUAAAGAAGAUUUUGACUUUCACUUUCCUAGUCUUUUGCUGACGGUUCCGGUGACUUGUAUGAGCGAUUUGAAUAUCAUGAAGUAA
Molecule: messenger RNA, 393 nt
Organism: Schistosoma turkestanicum
Lineage: Eukaryota; Metazoa; Platyhelminthes; Trematoda; Strigeidida; Schistosomatidae
Source: the annotation of a GenBank genome assembly